UUCAACGCUUCAACGCUUCAACGCUUCAACAUAUGCUCAUUGCCCUCACGAUUAUAUAGGGACCACGCAUUCAGGGAGCAAUCAAUUGCCCUCUAUCCUAUGAAACCCAAACAUACCGAAAAGCACCCGCCAAACUUAAAGCCCGCAACUAAUCGCCCACAGUGCGGGGUUUAAAAAAAAAAAAUCGUUGAUUGAAUCGGCCCUGUCAAUUUCGAUUCGAAUUAGAUUGGAAUCUGCUGCAAGCGAGUCACAAGAACCCUACAUUCGACAUUUGAUCUGAAAACCCACCGAUCGUGUAGAAAUCGGAUUGUUGAAGGAUAAUUCCGAGAUGAAUCGGUCAAUUUCCCAUCCGAUUAACCAAUUUGUUAAAACCCUGCCAUGGUGCGAAGAGAUUUCUCGAGAAAGACGAAUCGACGGGAAAAGUUAGUAGCUGGGAAGAACGAGGUGGAGCUCUGGAGCUGGAAGAGCAAGCAGCACAGGGCACAGAGGGAGGGAAAGGGUCGAGGCACCGAGAAAGAUGGUCUCGAGUACGACGCCGAUAGUGAAUACAUACCCUCUCUCGAGCUACACCUUCGGAACGAAGGAGCCGAAGAUGGAGAAAGAUACUUCAGUCGCUGAUCGUCUUGCUCGAAUGAAAGUCAACUACAUGAAAGAAGGCAUGCGGACGAGUGUCGAAGCAAUUGUACUGGUACAGGAGCAUAACCAUCCUCAUAUACUACUGCUGCAAAUUGGAAAUACUUUUUGCAAGCUACCUGGUGGGCGUCUAAAGCCUGGAGAGAAUGAAAUUGAGGGCUUGAAAAGGAAACUCUCUAGCAAACUUGCUGCCAAUUCUACAGCCCUUCAGCCAGAUUGGCAGAUCGGGGAGUGUGUUGCUGUCUGGUGGAGGCCUAACUUUGAAACCAUAAUGUUCCCUUACUGCCCUCCCCAUAUCACAAAACCGAAGGAAUGUAAGAAGCUUUUCCUUGUUCACUUGUCCGAGAGGGAAUACUUUGCAGUUCCAAAAAACUUGAAACUGCUAGCUGUCCCACUGUUUGAGCUGUAUGAUAAUGUUCAGAGAUAUGGACCGGUUAUCUCCACCAUCCCGCAGCAGCUGUCCAGAUUCCAGUUCAACAUGAUCAGUGCAUGAAGAAGCAGAGUAGAACUUAUAUAGGUUUUGAGUGAGGACAGUUUUGCAGAUGGAUAUAAAAUUGAAACUGAUCGAAGUUGACCUAUUUUAUGCACACGUGGUGUAUACUUGAUCCUUGUAAGGACGUAUAUUCGUCUUUCACUGAUAAACUGGUUCAUCUUGUUUGAGUUGGUGAAUCAGUAUGGUAUUUAGGUCCUGAAUGUCUUUGGAGUUCGAACUCCAUGCAGUUAUUGAAAGGCUAUUUGUUGUAGGAUAGUUUUGUACCUGACACUACUACCCUUGGGGAAAUUGUAAACAGGUGGGAUAUUUUUGUGGUUGACAGUACCCUUGGGAAAUUGUAAGCAGCCCAAUUGGUUCCCUCAAAACCCCAACCCACCUUUUCUGGGGGAGAAAAGAAGAAAAAAAAAUUGCUGACAUAUUUGGUUUUGGAUUAUUGUUCUUUAAGCUUCUCAGUUUCACUAUUCAGUUGUCAUCUUAUUGAUUAUGGAGGCUUCUCUCA
Molecule: messenger RNA, 1625 nt
Organism: Macadamia integrifolia
Lineage: Eukaryota; Viridiplantae; Streptophyta; Magnoliopsida; Proteales; Proteaceae
Product: pre-mRNA cleavage factor Im 25 kDa subunit 2-like
Exons: 7
Coding region: 518-1126 (202 amino acids)
Cellular component (GO): mRNA cleavage factor complex
Molecular function (GO): mRNA binding
Source: RefSeq, a predicted model, not a curated record